This is a messenger RNA of Equus caballus (horse), 1695 nucleotides long. The record is from RefSeq and is a predicted model, not a curated record. NCBI's taxonomy places the organism in Eukaryota, Metazoa, Chordata, Mammalia, Perissodactyla, Equidae.
CUGGGCACAGAUUGAUCUGGGAAUGGCUCCAUCUCCACCCCUCAGAUAUAAAUAGGGCCUCAGGGGCCUGGCCAGGGGAAAAGGCUGCCUUUGUCUUGGGGACUGAGCAGAAGAUAUUUCAGGGUACACAGAAGCCAGUGCCCCCAUCAGAGAUGGCUGCUGCUGGUGUGAGCCUGAGGGCCACCAUCCUCUGUCUCUUGGCCUGGGCUGGCCUGGCCCUUGGUGACCGGGUGUACAUACACCCCUUCCACCUCCUCGUCUACAGCAAGAGCAGCUGUGACCAGCUGGAGAAGUCCAAUGCAGAGACACCCAAAGACUCGACCUUCACACCUGUCCCAAUUCAGGCCAAGAUGUCCCCUGUGGAUGAGGAGGCCCUGCAAGAACAGCAGGUGCUCACUGCCAAGAAGCUGGAGGCUGAAGACAGAAUGAGGGCUGCGGAGGUGGGGAUGCUGCUCAACUUCAUGGGCUUCCGCAUGUAUAAGAUGCUGAGCGAGAUGUGCAGCACAGCCAGCUCCGCCAUCCUCUCCCCAACAACUCUCUUUGGCACCCUGGCCUCUUUCUACCUGGGAGCCCUGGACCCCACGGCCAACAGACUACAGGCGUUCCUGGGUGUCCCUGGGGAAGAUCAGGGCUGCACCUCCCGGCUGGAUGGUCACAAGGUCCUCUCUGCUCUGCAGACCAUCCAGGGCCUUCUAGUCACCCAGGGUGGGGCUAAUGGCCAAGCCAGGCUGCUCCUAUCCACAGUGGUGGGCCUGUUCACAGCCCCAACCCUGCACCUAAAGCAGCCAUUUGUGCAGGGCCUGGCUCCCUUUGCCCCCAUCACCCUCCCACGCUCUCUAGACUUAUCCACAGACCCAGAUCUCGCUGCUGAGAAGAUCAACAGGUUCAUAGAGGCUGUAACAGGGUGGAAAAUGAACAGACCCCUGACGGGAGGCAGCCCAGACAGCACGCUACUCUUCAAUGCCUAUGUCCACUUCCAAGGAAAGGUGAAGGGAUUCUCCCUGCUGCCUGGACUCCAGGAGUUCUGGGUGGACAACACCACCUCAGUAUUGGUCCCCAUGCUCUCAGGCAUGGGUACCUUCCAGCACUGGAGGGAUGCCCAGAACAACCUUUCCAUGACCCGUGUGCCCCUCAGCGAGAACGCCUGUCUGCUGCUGAUCCAGCCCCACUGCUCCUCAGAUCUGUGCAAGGUCGAGGCCCUCACCUUCCAGCACGACUUCCUGAUGCGGAUGAAGAAUCUCUCUCCCCGGCCCAUCCACCUGACCGUGCCUCAGCUGGUGCUGCGAGGGUCCUAUGACCUGCAGGACCUGCUCACCCAGGCCAAGCUGCCCACCCUGCUGGGUGCCGAGGCAAACUUGGGCAAAAUCAGUGAUGCCAAUCUCAGAGUUGGAAAGGUGCUGAAUAGCGUUCUUUUUGAACUAAAAGCAGCAGAAGAAGAGCAGCCCAUACAGUCUGCCCAGCAGUCAGAGGUCUUGGAGGUGACCCUGAACCACCCAUUCCUGUUUGCUGUCUAUGAACGAGACUCAACUGCCCUCCACUUCCUGGGCCGUGUCACCAACCCGCUGAGCACAGUGUGAGGCCCGGCUGCCACGGAGAUGCAGCUGUCACUGUGCGCAAGGGCAGCAGCGCACGGCAACACUAAUUUGUCACCACCAGUCUUCUACUUUUUCUUCCAAUGAGUUAGCUUGGAGCUGG